ACCCUUGUACGCUACCACCCCGUUGCUGCUUUGCGGCCUCAUGAGCUCUUGCUGUGAUGGGUCAAACUAAACCCUAAUGCAACGUCCAAUUCGAACUACUUGUUGAGAUCGGCCUGUCUUUUCGCCGUUUUGAAGGCUUACACACCAACUUUAACCUUACCAGAGAUUGAUUGCCUGAUAUUGGCCACCCAACCGCAGAUCUUCACAAUUUUGAUAUCAGAACAUUGAAUUUCACCUGCCACAUCUUUACCAUAUCCCUCCCAAACAGGAAUCCAGACGGGGCUCUUGGCUUGCAACGUCCAAUAGCAUCCCAAGAACUGAAUUCACUAUUCCACAGCAUGAGAUUUCCGAUAGCAAGAACGAUUCAUAAGUACUUAGUGAGGCCUGCUUCUCAGGUUUCAGCAAUCUUGAUGAGGUACCAGAGAUUACCGACCAGCGAAGAAGCUGAAAUGGCGAACGAGACUCUUAAUAACGACCCUGCUCCCUCAAAUGAAAACGAUGGUGAACCUGAUGUCAAAGACGGAAAUGUCAACAAUGAUUACACACAACGGUCGGAAGUUGAGAGUCUAAAUUUGACUGCGAUACCACCUGGAACAAUCGAUCCAAUAUAUGAAGCAAAAGCUCGAGUCUUAAAUGAAGCUAUUCAAGAUAUUGGCAUGGGAUGGUAUCAAUGGCAACUAUUUGUUGUGGUAGGAUUUGGCUGGGCGAAUGAUAACUUGUGGCCAAUUGUUACAUCACUUAUAUUCACGUCGAUUACCAAUGAAUUCUCGCCCAAGCACCCGCCUCUACUCACUUUAGCUCAGAAUAUUGGUCUUCUGGCUGGUGCUAUGUUUUGGGGUUUUGGUUGCGACAUUUUCGGUCGACGUUUAGCUUUUAAUGCUACGCUUGGUAUCACCGCUGUUUUUGGAUUGAUUGCUGCCGGUUCACCAAAUUUUGCCGCUAUUGGAUGUUUUGCUGCUCUGUGGAGUUUUGGUGUGGGCGGGAAUCUUCCCGUCGAUUCAGCAGUUUUCCUCGAGUUUCUUCCUGGUUCUCAUCAAUAUCUUCUUACUGUUCUUUCAGUCGAUUGGGCCGUAGCUCAAGUUAUCGCGAAUUUAAUUGCUUGGCCUCUCUUGGGAAACCUCACGUGCCAAGAAGGUUCAACAUGCACUCGAUCACAGAAUAUGGGAUGGAGAUAUUUUCUUAUCGUUAUGGGAGGCAUCUCUAUGAUUGAGUUCUUCAUUCGUUUCACGUGUUUUACGAUAUUCGAAAGUCCGAAAUAUUUGAUGGGAAAAGGAAGAGAUGAAGAUGCAGUUAAGGUUGUGCAGGAAGUUGCGAGGAGAAAUGGGAAACAGUCAAAUUUGACUGUCACCCGUCUCCAAGAUUGCGGCACCCUUCCUCAUAUCAACGCCUCGGCAACCUUGUCAAGAAAACUCCAUCAAAUGGACUUAUCUCAUGUUCGUGCCUUAUUUGCGACAAGGAAGCUGGCCUUCUCUACAGGUUUGAUUAUGCUCGUGUGGGCAUUUAUUGGUCUUGGAUAUCCACUCUAUAACGCAUUUCUUCCGUAUAUCCAAGCCACUCGAGGUGCUGAAUUUGGAGAUGGAAGUACAUAUUUGACGUAUCGCAACUCUUUGAUUAUAUCAGUGCUUGGGAUUCCUGGAGCUCUUAUUGGUGGUUACCUUAUUGAGGUACCAAGUUUGGGUAGAAAAGGAACUCUCGCUCUUAGUACAACAGCGACUGGAGUAUUCUUAUACGCUUCCACCACAGCCAUGACGUCUACUGCAUUAUUGGGUUGGAAUUGUGCUUUUAACUUUUGUUCCAAUGUGAUGUAUGCUGUUUUGUACGCAUACACACCGGAAAUAUUUCCUACGAAAGAUCGCGGUACGGGCAAUGCUCUUACCGCGACUUCGAACAGAAUAUUCGGCAUUAUGGCUCCGAUUAUUGCAAUGUUCGCCAAUCUCGAGACUUCAGCGCCAGUUUAUACAAGCGGGGCUCUUUUUAUUGCAGCAGGACUGUUGGUGUUGAUAUUGCCAUAUGAAAGUCGGGGAAAGGCCAGCUUAUAAACCGGAAUAUGAAGCCCGUAUUCAUAUGGCAUUUCUACCUUUUAAUCCUGCAGAACAACAAAAUUCAUAUUAGUAAUCAGUAUUGAUCAACAAUUCGGGUCUUGGAAAAAAGAAGCUCGGCUCAUUGUCGAAACUUCUUGAGAAUUAUAAUUUGACAUUACCCUCAUUCUAAUCUUGUCUAGUGAAUACAGGUAUAGUGUCAAUAGAACAAGCGACUUCAAUCUCAUGCCCUCCCUCCCAAGAUUUAUCUGUCUCUUGACCAACCAGAGACCAAGAUGUUCCCGCUGGAAGAUAAACCUUGAUAUCCUUUGCCCCAGCCUCAAACACAGGACAAACCAAAUACUUUGGCCCAAACAUAUAUUGUUCCUCGAUUUCCCAGCAUUUCUUAUCCUCCGGGAACUCAUAAAAUAGAGUUCUCAUAACUGGACUUCCCUUUUUACUAGCCUCUUUCAUCAACUCCCUAGUAUAAUCCCUCAUCUCUUCUCGAAUCAUCAUGUAUUUCUUACAAAUUCCAUAAACCUCUUCCCCAUAAGACCAAACCUCAUUAUCCGCACCACUCAAACAAGUCGAUCCACCUCCCUCUCCCACCUGUGGCUGUUUAGGUUCCCGAUCCCCAUGUAAUCUCAUAACUGGACAGAAAGUCCCCCAUUGAAACCACCUCACAAACAAUUCCCUAAAAGCCGGAUCAGUUGGAUCUCCUCCAUGAAAACCCCCAAUAUCAGUCGUCCACCAUGGGAUUCCCGCAAGUCCCAUAUUUAAUCCAGCAGUAAGCUGAUUGCGGAAUGAAGACCACGAGGAAGCUAUGUCGCCGCUCCAGACCAGCGCGCCGUAUUUUUGGGACCCGGCCCAUGCGCAGCGGAGAAGAUUCACGAUGUUGGUUUGCCCCGAGGCGGACAUGCCCUCGUAGAAGGCCCGGGCGUAUUCGACGGGGUAGGUGUUGCCGAUUGAGAGGUUGGUGCCUCGAUGGUAGCGAUAGUUGUCGAAAUCGUAGGCUGUAUAUUCGGGUUCUGGGCGGCAGCUAACCAAAAAACUUUAAUUCCCUUCUCAUAAUAAUUCUUCUUCGCUUGUUCCCAUAUAAAUUUCCUCGCCCCCGGAUUCGUUGCAUCGAAAUGAAUCGUAUCGCCUUCAAAAUCCAUCACAAUCCUAAUGCCCCGAUCGGUCCUUACCAAAUAACCUUUCUCCAGCAUCUCUUCGAAAUUCUCCGACCGCGUAUCCACCGUCGGCCAGAUCGACACCAUAAGUUCAAUCCCCAUCUCCUUCAAUUCCCCAAUCAUCGCAUCCGGAUCCGGCCAAAAGUUCUCAUCAAAUCUCCAAUCUCCCUGACGCGGCCAGUGAAAGAAAUCAAUCACGAUAAGAUCAAUCGGUAACUCUCUCUUCUUGUAUUCACGCGCUACUUGCAAGAGUUCUUCCUGCGUCUGAUAGCGCAAUUUGCAUUGCCAGAACCCCAGUCCGUAUUCGGGCAUCAUGGGAACCUUUCCCGUGACGUCUGAAUAGCGAUGUACGAUUUCCGCCGGGGAAGCACCAGCCACAACCCAAUAAUCGAGAAAAGAAGUAGAAUACGCUUCGAAGCUCAUGAUAUUUUUUCCAAACACCGCGCGUCCGAUUGCGGGAUUGUUCCAGAGGAAUCCGUAGCCAAGAGAGGAGAUGGCAAAGGGGACGCUGGCUUGGGAAUUUCGAUGCGCGAGCUCGAGAUCCAGACCCUUGAGAUCGAGAUACGGUUGUUGGUAUUGUCCCAUGCCGAAUAUCUUUUCGUGCUUGUCCUGCGAUUCGAAGCGUUGGGUUAGAUGAUGCGUUGAGCUGCCGCCGGGAUUGGGUUUGAAUUCCCGGGCUUCGACAUUUAUGGCGGAACAUUUGGGGUCGGUGACGUCGAGACGAUGACGUGCGUAUUCCUCUAGGAGAAUUUUGCCCUCGCCGUUGUAGAUGAUUAUCUUCCCCCGAGAGGAAACUGUUGCACGGAUGGAUCCAUUAGUGAUUGAUGCUGAUUUGUCUUCGAUUUUGAUAGUUGGUAUUGGAGAGUCGAUUUCUUGGAGCGCCCAGAGUUCAGAGGGAUCGGGAUAUUGAGAUUCUUUGGUAGAACGUAUUCGGAAUGCAUUUGGUCCCCAGGAAUCAAUCCAGAGUUCUUCGGCAUCGUAGCGAUAUAUUAGACGGUUGCCUUCGGAGUAGAGCAUUGUUCCUGAGUAUCGAUAUAGACUUUCUUUGAAAUUGAAGGAAGAAAGCGCAUACAACGAUAGCUGAGCUCCUUUUAAGCUUAAUCACUUUGCUUCCUGGAUUGAUGGU
This is a messenger RNA of Botrytis sinoallii, 4316 nucleotides long. RefSeq lists its product as uncharacterized. Gene Ontology annotation, biological process: transmembrane transport. Gene Ontology annotation, cellular component: membrane. Lineage: Eukaryota; Fungi; Ascomycota; Leotiomycetes; Helotiales; Sclerotiniaceae. Gene Ontology annotation, molecular function: transmembrane transporter activity. The transcript has 7 exons. The coding region runs from base 339 to 2039 and encodes 566 amino acids. The record is from RefSeq and is a predicted model, not a curated record.